AUAACGCGUGGUGUUCAACCAAGCUAAAGGUCAUUGUUGGGCUUGGCCUUAGUUGGCUACAGAAAAGGCGUAGUAGCUGAUCGAAGCCUUGAUCAUUGAACAUUACUUCUGCUGAUUUCGAAGCGUAAAGAUGGCGACAGAAGUUGAAGCACCGCCUGUGAAUAUUGAGGUAGAUCAGACUGAAACGAAAACCGAAGAGGUCGAAAAACCUGAAGAGAAUCACGUCGAAGAGAAGAAUGAGGAGCAGGCCGAUGAAAACAAGCCGGACGAGGAGAAUGCGGUCGUCGAUGGCGAAAAACAAGAAGAAGUUAAUGGUACCGCACCACCAAAGGUUUUUCUCUAUCAACAUCCACCAUGGAAUGCAAUUCCAUCGCCGCUCCCCGCUUGCAUAAAAGUGGAAACGUAUUGCCGUAUGCUGAAGAUCCCUUACGAAAACGUUUACAAACCUGGUACUGAUCAGAAAUUGCCGUACAUCGAAUAUCAAGGCGAGACAAAGAAACACGACCUCAUAGGCUUCCUUAAUUCCAAGUUCGAAGCGGACCCCGAUGCAAAUUUGAAUGAAAUGGACAAAGCUUGCUCGCGAGCUUUUCAAACUAUGGUCGAGGAAAACACGUUCUGGAGUUUGAUGUAUUACCGAUGGGUGGAUAACUUCGCAGAAACCAAGAAAUACUUCAAAGGGCUGGAUGUUGUCAGAAAGAAUGUACGCCCGAAGCUCGACCAAGGCAAGUGUGUGAAGUGCUUAGAAGCGCAUGAAAUCGGCAAGCAUAAUAAGGAAGAAAUUUACGCCAUCGGCGAAAAGGAUCUACGUGCGCUAUCAGCGUUCCUGGGCGACAAGGAGUUCUUCAUGGGUUCCGAUCCUACAACUAUCGAUUGCACGAUGUUUGGCCUGCUGUCAUGCUUGCUGCACACGGCCGAAAACUCGCCCCUGGCUAAAGUUGUGAAUGAAGAUUUGAAAAAUUUAGUCGAUUUCUGCGACCGAAUGAAGCUUAAUUUUUGGCUAGACUGGAAUGAUCUAUCUUCAGAAGAGCAAGUCGAGGAGACACGACCCAAAUCAAGGCUAAGUGUCAAAAAGAAGAAGAGGACCAAGUCCCAAGAGCCAGCAGCCGAGAGCAAAGAAGGCCAAGCUAGUGCAGACCAAGAAACCGAAGAAAAGAAAGAAGGAGAGGGAGAAGAAAAGAAAGAAGAGGAGCCCGUUGUAAAUGGAGACGCAACAGAAGAGGCAGCCGCCGAAGAACCAAAGGAACAAGCGGAGGAAUCAAAAGAGGAGGAGACCAAGGAAUCAGAAGAAAAGAAAGAGGAAGAAACUCCUGUGGUCAACGGCGAUGGAGGCGAAGAACCAAAAGCCGAGGAAGCCGCACAGGAAUAAACUGUAAGCUUUUCAGAUUCGUUUUCUGUGAACUUUGAGCAAACAAAACGCUGCUAUAUCCUAACCGAAUACUAAUGAAUUACUUUAGGCGUUCAAUCCAGGAACGGAGGUUUCCUAUUGUAAGUAUUAUUUUUCCUUGCUUACACGCAAGACGUGCGUAGAUUUCUUUGCUAGGGAAAAGAGGUUGUGUGUGAUUAGAGAUCAUUCAGUAGAUCGCUGCUCACUCGCUGUUGCGAGGGAAAUUCGAGUUCUCUCAACGCGCGAUCGAUUCGUGACUGAAAAUCCAUUCUUGAUUCUUCCUGAUUAUUAUUCACUAUUCCUCUAUUUCAUUGCUAGUAUUUGACCGUUAAAAUCGAGACAAAUCUAUUCAUUUUGUUAGAAGCAGCCCCGUUGAGAUGGAAUUCGGUUGAAAACCUGAAAUCGGUGUAAUUUUCCGAAGGUGUGUCGUUUCCCAAUUUAGGUGGGGCUUUAGAAGAUAGCGAUUUUCGAAUUAAGUAGCAGUGAUCGCGCUCGGUUACAUCAGUACAAAGACAUUAAUUUUUUAUUAUAAUAUUUUGAUUGUUAUGAAAAACUUGAAAGUAGUGUAAUAAUACUCACGAAGCAAUAUUCGUGGCUCUGUACCUGCGCUAUAAUUUUCGUCUAGUCGUAGUAGAUAUUAAUUUCGAGACACAACAUUGAAUAGUCGUGAGUUAUAUGGUAACAAAUUGAGUCCGAGAUUCUAGGCAAAGGAACCACGGUAUUUAUGUAAGGUUCAGGAAAAGUCUUUUUUCUUAAUUGUCAACAGUGGAUAUCUAUAUUCACAUUAUUGUGCUGGAAUUUGAAAUCGUUUAGUUGAAUCCUCAAACUCGUCUUCUCUCACUCGAACGUUACACCACAGUCGGUAAAUAUUUACAGAAAUAUGUUCUAAUCUUGUUCUCGUCUUGCCCACUUCGAACAGGAUUAAAAUUAGCAGCUUUCUUUUGCGAUUCAGAGUUAUGUUCCAUCUAAACUGAAAAUUUAACAGACAUGACGAGUUUCGAUGGGUUUCAUGGACGAGAGAGCAAAGAUAUACUUUGGACAGUCUAAUUGGGAUUUAAUAUCUAAUUUUGUUGUGGCGAGUUAAACCCUCCCAAUUUUCAAGAACCUUUCGCCUUCCGUAUAUUUUACGUGUUUGUGGUGCUUAUUAUGGCUAGCGGAUUGCAUCUCCCUUUCUAAAUAUAAGCUAAUUCUGAGCCAUGAGUUAAUUUUUUUUUCACUCAAGAAGACGAAACGUGAACAUCUUAAGAGUAGCUAAGAGAAUAGUUUUUUUUUUGUAAAGCUUGGAGUAAGAACCAAGUGACAUUACAAUAAUAAAUUUAAAGAAGUAGAGUAAUUUAUAUGUUGAUAGUGUAGUGUAUUAGUUUUUGUUUUGCAUGCACGUGUUUUGUUUGGAAGGCCUUUUUUAGUGCCUUAAAUUUGUCUUAAAUUUAGUAGUUUAGCCUAGGUUGCAUGCUCUUCUAUUUCUGAAUUUAGAGACAAAAACAUUCAUUUUUUUUUCUGCAAAUUAUUGCAAAUUAUAAUACUGUAGUAAAUUAAGUCUAAGCCAUGCAUAUCUAGUGUCCCUUCAUUUAAAACAAAUCGUUGGGAACAUGAAAGGCCUAAAUAUAGAAUUAUUUUGCAUUUAUUUUUUAUUGUUGAUCACAAAGUGAAACAGUUUGUCGAUAGCUGGAACUACAGAGAUGUGUGAAAAUUGAAAAAAGUUUGCUACCCUUCCAAUUUGCAUAGUAUUUCAGUGAUAUUGAUGUCCUGCUGCCACUUGUAGUAGCCAUUAGAAACUUGCAAGGUGCUAUGUAUGGAAACAAUGACGUCCUGUCACGUCAGUUUCACUUUUCACUUUCCAAAAAGUUUUUGCAGCUGUUAUUGUUAGAAUGCCAUGGAAUCUGAAAGGUGUAGCAUUGUAUUUUCCUUUAGAAAUGGUGCGCUGUAUAUGAUAUUUUGGUCUAACAGAGGCGGAGUGAAUGUUGUCUCGCGAUGGAAUUCAAGUGUUAGGAGUAUGUAGACAUGAAAGACACUUUCUCCUGUAAAAUGUAUUGUUAAAUUAUACUUAAGAGUUGAAAUUAAAACUGAGCAAUCA
Molecule: messenger RNA, 3458 nt
Organism: Stylophora pistillata
Lineage: Eukaryota; Metazoa; Cnidaria; Anthozoa; Scleractinia; Pocilloporidae
Product: failed axon connections homolog
Cellular component (GO): cytoplasm
Source: RefSeq, a predicted model, not a curated record